Paraglomus occultum is the source of this 198-nucleotide messenger RNA. The record is from the annotation of a GenBank genome assembly. Lineage: Eukaryota; Fungi; Glomeromycota; Glomeromycetes; Paraglomerales; Paraglomeraceae.
AUGCACUACCCCUCCCACGAAAUCCCAAUACACGCCACGGUCACCUACGGCACUGGCUGGUGCAGGCAAUCGGUCCCUUAUAACGCGCCAUGCCACGAAACACUGGGGCAAGUAUUCGUGACCUUGUUUCCAGAAGUCGCGGAGCAUGCCGUCCACCUCAUCACAGCACGAGGGUGGAACCAGCCAACAGAGACAAUG